AGUUCACCUGGACCAGAUGAAUCCCAGAAGUUGAUUUUGUGAACACUUAUCUUGCUGCUCUUCCUGUGACUUCUCAGCAUGCCAGGCAGCUGAAUGGUUAUCAUCAUUCCACAAACAUUUCUUGUCUUGCUUAUAGCUAGGGGCACAGACCCUAGCCCCAGGAGCCAGAUCCUGCAAAGAUGGGAAAUAGAUGCUCGCCACCCCUACAGCCAGGGGAGGGCCAGGUGAAUCAGCCACCUGAUCCUACGGAAGCAUCUAUAGGGAGGGACUCCAGAAUGGUGGGAGAAGGUGAUUCCAAUAAAGGUCAGGAGGGGGCGCACAACCAGGGCGGGCUGCUAAGAUCAGACCGUGGGAUGUACUGAUCUGGCUGAACAUGAAGCAGAGGUGCAGGAGAAAUGCAAAGGGCCUUCGGUGCUGUUCUAAGGCCUUAGCACUUGAUCCUAAGUCCUGCAAAGCUUCAGGAUGGCAUGUGUGCCAAAGUAAGUCAGUCAAUGGGUGCCUGAGUUUCUGACAGAGGGCAGCCUGGCAUCCGCCUGGGCUCUCCUGCAUCUUCCCUCCAGCCACAGUGGCGCAUGUCAUUGGUUGUACCUGAAACUAGUUUAGAUCUGUAUCAUUGACUGUCUCAGGAGAAAAUGGGGCAACUGGAGAGUGGUGGUAGGACAUGUUUAGCAGAAAUGUUGGGGUUCCCAAAAGCAAGCAUCCAGGACAUCCUAGAAAAUUUAGGAUUCACUUCUAAAAUACAUGUAAAGAAAUACCUUAUGAGAUUAGAUGGGGUAUUUGUAUCUGGUUUCUCUUCAGAAUGCACGGUUUCUGGGAUCCUGAGAGCUGCUUGGUGUCUCAAGGACAUGAUGGGAAAGGUGGUUCAAACCAUUGGUCUAGUGUAAAAGGAUUUGGAGAGUGAGUUAACUGAAGAUGAAAAGCUAUCUUCAAGGGCUCAUUCCCUUAGCGGGCAAGUGUCUGUGUGUGCCAUGGUGCUGGGUCACCCACAGGGUCACCAGUAGCCGUGGUCCUGCCCUUGCAGCUCACAGUCUCACAAGAUGGCUUGUGUCCACAGAACACUAGGAUGAUCAAGGGUCUUGGAGGAGGAGGGUCUUGGAGGAGGAGAUUGAUGCUUGAAUGGAAAAGACAUCCCACCCCGACUGUCCCCCAGCAGUGCCUGCAUGCUUUGGCAACACUAGGGCAAACUAAGGCUGACCCAACCCUGGAAGACACAGGAGUCUUAGAUGGCCAACUUUAGCUCAAGGACUCCCAGAUAGCUUUGCCCCACCUUCCUUUUUCUGUCCCUUGAGGAAACACAUUGCAGUCUGAUGGCCCCCACAACCUUUCUGCUCCUUCUACUUAUUCUCACGCCAGUGUGUCCCCUGACAAGAUCUUACUUGUGGAGGACUGGACCCAAGUUUGAAAGUCCAGAAGAGACUGACUGAAGAAGGGAAGGGACUGUCAGCACACGAGGACCCCGAGGUGGUUCAUGUGUCAUGGCAGGUAUGGUGCUAAUGCCACUGAUGGGGUAAAGGAAACCUGGGGCAUGAUCAUUUUAACACUGUAGGGCUCAUUCUCAGGCAGUCUUAGUUCAAAAUUAGCACAUAAUUAGGCCUCGCAGACGCUGCCAUCACCAAACCUCCCACGUUGUGUAGCCCCCUGUGUUCUUCAACCUUGCUGUUGGCAGUGAACUCUUGACCCACCUCUCCUACAGCAGAAAACUUUGGUGCCCUGAGCAUGGGGGAGAAAGGAUUUGGUUAUAAAGGUUCCUGCUUUCACAGAAUAAUCCCAGGAUUUGUAUGCCAGGGUGGUUACUUCACACGCCAUAAUGGCACUGGUGGCAAGUGCAUCUGUGUGAGGGGGAAUUGGAUAAUGAGAAUUUCAUCUGGAGACUUGUCAGUGGCAAAUGCUGGACCGGACACAAGUGGUUCCCAGUUUCUCUUCUGCAGUGCCAAGACGGAUGGAAUGGAGAGCAUGCGGUCUUUGGCAAGGUGAGGGGGAAAUGAAUAUUGUGGAAACCAUGGAGGCUUUGGGUCAGGAAUGGCAAGACCAGCAAGAAGAUCAUCAUUGCUGACUGUGACCAAAUCUAAUAAAUUCGACUUGUGUUUUAUAUUAACCAACAGACCAUUCCUUCAAUGGCUCAAAAGAGCACCAUUUCAUCCCCAUCUUCUCAAAAUAGCCUAUAAUCUGUAUGUUCUCUCUAUAAUCCUUUGGGUUCCAUAUUUUCCUUAUCCCCUUCCAAGUCUAGCUGGAUUGCAGAGUUAAGUUUAUGAUUAUGAAAUAAACAGUAACAAAAAAUAAGCACAUAAUUAUUCACUCUUGUCAUCUAAAAAUUAGAUGUUUGUGGAACUAUGGCUUCUCUCAUUUAACAAAUGGAAAAAUGAAGCAUGGGUAGGAUUCCAAUUUGAGUCUAUAUUCAGACCUGCAGCUUUUGGUUUUCUGAUUAAAUCCCUAAGUGCAUAACAACUCGCACUGCCUACACUGGCCAGGCUCUGUGAUCAGUCCACAUGGUGACUCGUCUGAUCUUCACCACAGCCUGGGGGAUUUACUAAUGCUCUGCAUGUUACAGGUGAGGAAAGUGAGACACAGACGGUCACACAGCUGCCACUGAGUGUCAGAACUGGAAUUUGAACCCAGGCAGAGGGCCCCGGUGUCUACUCUGUCCAUCCAUCAUGGGACCUCCCUUUAUCUCACACCGCCACUCUGCACCGUGGAACAGCAAUCUCCUUAUGAGUAAUGCCUCAGGGCUCCUGGGGACAGUCAGUGCCCCCCUGGAGCUGGCAACCUGGCCUCAGCUCAGCCCCUUACUGACUGUGCCUGCUGAGCCACAGAUGGACCGUGUGGGAAAUGGCUCCCACGGAGCACCCCAGCUCUUCCUCACCACCUCGCUGGCCCGCGGUAUCUCCGGCAUCUUUGUGUGGACCGCCCUGGUGCUCACCUGCCACCAGAUCUACCUGCACCUGCGCUCCUAUACAGUCCCCAACGAGCAGCGCUACAUCAUCCGCCUUCUCUUCAUUGUGCCCAUCUACGCCUUUGAUUCCUGGCUCAGCCUGCUCCUCCUCGGAAGCCACCAGCAUUACAUCUACUUCGAUUCUGUGCGUGACUGCUAUGAAGCCUUUGUCAUUUACAGCUUCCUGAGCCUCUGUUUCCAGUACCUGGGGGGUGAGAGUGCCAUCAUGGCUGAGAUUCGGGGAAAACCCAUCCGGUCCAGCUGCUUCUAUGGCACCUGCUGCCUCGGGGGCAUGUCCUACUCUAUCAGCUUCCUGCGCUUCUGCAAGCAGGCCACACUGCAGUUCUGCGUUGUGAAACCCGUCAUGGCUGUGGUUACCAUCGUCCUGCAGGCAUUUGACAAAUACCACGAUGGGGACUUCAACAUCCACAGCGGCUACCUCUACGUCACACUCAUCUAUAAUGUCUCAGUCAGCCUGGCCCUCUAUGCCCUAUUCCUUUUUUACUUCGCCACCAAAGAGCUCCUGCGGCCCUUUGAGCCUGUCCUCAAGUUCCUCACCAUCAAAGCAGUCAUCUUCCUCUCUUUCUGGCAGGGGAUGCUACUGGCCAUCCUGGAGAGGUGUGGGGUCAUCCCUGAGGUCCAGGUCGUCGAUGGGAGCAAAGUGGGAGCUGGCACACUGGCGGCAGGCUAUCAGAACUUCAUCAUCUGCAUCGAGAUGCUCUUUGCCUCCAUUGCCCUACGCUAUGCCUUCACCUGCCAGGUGUACUCAGAGAAAAAGGAGAAUUUGCCAGCACCCCCAGCGCCCAUGCAGAGCAUAUCUAGUGGCCUCAAGGAGACCAUGAGCCCACAGGACAUCGUGCAGGACGCCAUCCACAACUUCUCACCUGCCUACCAGCACUACACACAGCAGGCCACGAACGAGGCCCCAGGACCCAGCCAAGGAGGGCACCCCUCACCCAGCACCCACUCCAGUGCUGCAGGUGGCUCUGGCGGGGGCAGGAAGAGUCGCAACCUGGAGAAGAGGAUGCUGAUCCCCUCAGAGGAACUGUAAGAGGGGCCAUGAGGUCACCCGACGGGAUCUGCAGACCAAGCCCUAGGGACAGGACAGGGCCCCUUGUCCGCCAGCCCUCUUGCCAAAGGCCAAGCAUCUCCCAAGAGCCCGGUCAGGUCUGUGGAGCACACUGCCCAUCCUAAUGCCAGCUUGUGGAGAGGGGCUGAGGGACCCUGCUGGAUGCUCAGGGGCCACCUAGUGGGUCUGCAGUCCCAGGAGAGAGCACCUGAGCAUAUUUGGGUUCACUUGACCAUCAGGUCCCUGGAUGGACUGGUUCCUGGCUGGGAAGCUGCAGGGAAGAACAAGCGUGUGGAGGGGAAGCACUGGAGAUGUGGGAACACUGGUGGGUGGGGCCACACAACUGGAGGUAGGGUGACUCGACAGUCUUGCUGUGGCCCUCCUGGGUCUGUGGAAGGAGAGCUUAGGUUCCUCCACAGCUCCACAGCAGUCUACCAGACCCCCAGCCUCAGAGUCCCCCCACCACAAUGCAGGUCUGAGAAGCCCCUGGGGGCUAUUUCCGGGUAAUGGAGCUUAUUUAUACAUAAACACCCUGAGUUUUCUAGUGGUUCUUUUGGCUUCUGUUCUUUCAGGGUUAGUCAGUGAGUGACAAAUGAGGCUACUGAGGUUGGUCAGAGUAUGGGAGGGUUCCAGCCCACCCCAGGGCCUGAAGCCAUGAUCUCACUCAGAGCAGCAUGGGGCAAAACAUACUGGUUUAAACCAAAUGCACUGCCUGCACACAGUGAUCCCAGCUCACCUGCCCUUGAGACUUUUUUCUCCAUAGAAUGGGCCUCCUGCCAGCCUCGCCAGCAGUAGAUGAUGAGGCCGGCCAAAGCUGGGAGUGCUCAGGCACUGGUGGGGGGCCUUCUGGUUCACUUGCUCCAGAUGCCAGACUGGUGUUCAAGAUCUGAGAUCUGGGGAUCCAGAGAGCUGAGCCUGGGACACAGGCCUGCCCUUAGGAUGCUGCAGGGACUGACCGGGGAACACGAGGCCUUCUGCAGGAGCAUGGGAAGCACAUGGGGAGGAACGGCAGGAGCAAAGGCACAGCAGUGGGGUACAAAUCAUGGUUGGUCUGUGCAUCUGGGGUGUGCACUGG
Messenger RNA from Talpa occidentalis (Iberian mole), 5073 nucleotides. It is a transcript of the gene TMEM184A, whose product is annotated as transmembrane protein 184A. NCBI's taxonomy places the organism in Eukaryota, Metazoa, Chordata, Mammalia, Eulipotyphla, Talpidae. The coding region runs from base 2652 to 3980 and encodes 442 amino acids. Gene Ontology annotation, cellular component: early endosome membrane. The record is from RefSeq and is a predicted model, not a curated record. The transcript is spliced from 9 exons. Gene Ontology annotation, molecular function: transporter activity. Gene Ontology annotation, biological process: transport.